UCUCCUCCUCAUGCAGGGUGAUGGAAUCAACAUUAAUCCAGACUGUGGAGCCACGCAACUUCCACGGCUCACCAUCUUCUCUUUCUAUAAAUAUGUUCUCAGACCACCUCCUCUCAAUAACUCAAGCUCUGUAGCUUUCUCUUUCAUCACCUCUACGACCUUCUUCUAAUAUAUAUAGAGAGAUAAAUGGGAUUGAGAGACAUUGAAUCAACACUGCCACCAGGGUUCAGGUUCUACCCGAGUGACGAGGAGCUGGUCUGCCACUACCUGUACAAGAAGGUGCUGAGCAAUGGAGGAAGCGCCGAGGGGACGAUGGUGGAGGUGGAUCUGCAUACUCGCGAGCCAUGGGAGCUUCCAGAUGCGGCUAAACUGAGUGCCAAUGAAUGGUACUUCUUCAGCUUUCGGGACCGCAAAUACGCCAGUGGAUCUCGCGCAAACCGAGCAACAAAAUCUGGUUACUGGAAGGCCACUGGUAAGGACCGAACAAUCUACGAUCCGACGACGCAUACGAUGGUUGGGAUGAGGAAGACAUUGGUGUUCUAUCAAGGAAGAGCUCCCAAUGGAGCAAAGACUGGUUGGGUCAUGCAUGAAUUCCGACUAGAGACCCCUCACUCACCUCCCAAGGAGGACUGGGUUCUGUGUAGAGUCUUUCACAAAAGGAAAGGGGAGGGAGAAGAGCAUGAGCAGCUGAGUGCUUCUUCUGCCAUGCCUGCAGGUGUGUGCCAUGGACAAGUGGGGCCUUCAUUCUCCACUCUCCCACGCCAAGAGGACAGUAGCCUAAACCCCUUCCUCAACGUGGCACUGCUGCAGUGCAACUCUCUUGGCUUCCCACAGGAGACGGGGAGCAGAUUUGUGACGGGGAUCAGCCCAAGGUGUGAAGAAGAAGAAGAAGAAGAAGAUGAUGAUGAUGAACUUGGAUUUCUGUUGGAUUUAGGGUUUGAGCAUGGUGUGAGCUACCAAGGUGGCAAGGCUACUUAAUAGGUUUUGUAUUUACUAAAGGGACUGAUGUUGUGAGUUUGCAUGAGUCCAAUAGUAGGCAAUUAAUGUUGAUUAGGACUUGGUGAGUGAUUGACAUGGUCAUGUAAAGAUAUCAAAUAGUAGCAACUUGGCUUACUUCUGGAUGACUAUAUUUUUCACUUUAUAAAACCAAAAAAAUGAAAAUUGAUAGUUUCUAUUUUUUUUUUUCCUAAGCU
Musa acuminata subsp. malaccensis (wild Malaysian banana) is the source of this 1193-nucleotide messenger RNA. Its product is annotated as NAC domain-containing protein 21/22-like. NCBI's taxonomy places the organism in Eukaryota, Viridiplantae, Streptophyta, Magnoliopsida, Zingiberales, Musaceae. Gene Ontology annotation, biological process: regulation of DNA-templated transcription. Gene Ontology annotation, molecular function: DNA binding. The record is from RefSeq and is a predicted model, not a curated record.